Molecule: messenger RNA, 3395 nt
Organism: Scatophagus argus
Lineage: Eukaryota; Metazoa; Chordata; Actinopteri; Scatophagidae
Gene: slc9a1a
Product: solute carrier family 9 member A1a
Exons: 12
Coding region: 843-3221 (792 amino acids)
Biological process (GO): proton transmembrane transport; sodium ion transport; regulation of pH
Cellular component (GO): membrane
Molecular function (GO): sodium:proton antiporter activity
Source: RefSeq, a predicted model, not a curated record
CCUCCGCGAAAGGGUGUGCGUUUUGAAGGUUGUAUGAAGCAUAACACCACAACACAGAAGAGCAGUCGCCACUUGGCUUGACAACCCCGGGGCAAGCGAGUGAAGCCCGGGCGAAGAACACCCCAAAUCUUUCCCCCCUCCAUCCUCCCCUCUCUGAGCUCAGCCCCGGACCAAGGUCCUGUCCUCCCGUGGGCACGGUGGAAAUACCGCAUACACGGACAUCAAUAACAAAAAGUUGACAUACGUAAGGUACAGGGCAAAAUGCAAUGUGGCAGCUAUGUGGCUUCUCUUCAAGGUCAGUAUCUGAGCAGCACCGCGUCGCGGACGAGGUUUUUGGACAGUCGGAGGGAAGAAGAGGUGCGGAAGGGAUGCCGAUGCGUGUCGUUUUGCCUCCAGCACCAGCAAUGACAUCUUUCACCGACGAGGACAUUGGUAGUCACUGACAGAGAGACGUGAAGGAAACUUCAGAAACACCGCUGUGAAAAACGAAUAGGGCGUUUUGUUUUGUUUUUUUUUAAAGAAAGCGUUGUGAAUAGAAACUCUUUUCAAUAUCUUGACAUUUCCUGUUUUCUUCCAGCGGUCUGUUUUAGUGCGGCCGUUUACCUGUUCUGCUGAAGUCAAGCUAACGUUAGCUAACACUGACCGACAGAAUGGGUUUUCGGUUCGGUUCAAGCUAGUCGAACCGACCGUUGAAGUCGGUGAGCUUAGAAUGUUCGACUGCUGAAGAGUUGGUUAACUAGCGUAACGUUGUCUCCGACUUCCUUUAGCUUGCUUGGUUUUCAAGCGGACUUCCACCAACUUACUUCUUCUUAAAAUUACAUCGCCUGUACGUGUUCAACAACAUGCCUUCGAGGACAAGUUCACACAGCCCGGCUGGCUUCGGUAAGAGCUUACCGGAGCGGGGACUGCUCCUGCUCAUGGUUUUGGUGCUUCUGCAGGGCUCCGUGCUUCCCCUCGGAGCUGCCAGCUCUCCGGAUGUCAACCAACAGGAAACCCCAGGCACCCACAAAGUGUCGGAUGCAGGGCAUAACAUGACUAAAAAGGCUUUCCCUGUGCUCAGCCUCGACUACCACCAUAUUCAGACGCCUUUUGAAAUCUCAUUAUGGGUGCUGCUCGCCUCUUUAAUGAAAUUAGGGUUUCACCUCAUUCCUCGGUUGUCCAGCAUCGUACCAGAGAGCUGCCUGUUGAUUGUGGUGGGCCUGCUGGUGGGGGGGCUCAUCAAACUAGCUGGAGAGAAGGUCCCCCCAGUGCUGGACUCCAGAUUGUUCUUCCUCUGCCUGCUGCCUCCCAUCAUCCUGGAUGCUGGCUACUUCCUGCCCAUUCGCCCCUUCAUGGAAAACUUGGGCACGAUCCUGAUGUUUGCUGUUGUGGGAACCUUGUGGAAUGCCUUCUUCAUCGGGGGCCUGCUGUAUGCUGUGUGUCAGAUCCAGCCAGCCAAUCCAUCUGAUCUCCACCAGCUGGAGCUCUUGCCUUGCUUGCUGUUUGCUGCCAUCAUCUCAGCUGUCGAUCCUGUUGCUGUGCUAGCUGUGUUUGAGGAGAUCCACAUCAAUGAACUGUUGCACAUCUUGGUGUUUGGUGAAUCGCUGCUCAACGAUGCUGUCACAGUGGUGUUAUACCACCUGUUUGAGGAGUUUGCAGGUGUCGGGACAGUGACUGUGAUGGAUGGUUUCCUGGGAAUCAUUUCCUUCCUGGUGGUUGCUUUGGGUGGCGUUCUAGUGGGAGCUAUCUAUGGGAUCCUGUCCGCCUUCACCUCACGCUUCACCUCCCACACCCGUGUCAUUGAGCCACUUUUUGUCUUUGUGUACAGCUACAUGGCCUACCUGUCAGCUGAGAUGUUCCACCUCUCUGGCAUCAUGGCCUUAAUAGCUUGUGGAGCGGUGAUGCGACCCUACGUGGAGGCCAACAUUUCCCACAAGUCCCACACCACCAUCAAAUACUUCCUAAAAAUGUGGAGCAGCGUCAGCGAAACACUAAUCUUCAUCUUUCUGGGCGUUGCUACGGUGGACGGCAAUCACUCCUGGAACUGGACCUUUGUCACCGUCACUGUCAUUCUGUGUCUGGUGGCCCGAGUCAUAGGUGUGGUUGGUCUGACCUACGUGAUCAACAAGUUCCGCAUCGUCAAACUGACCACUAAGGACCAGUUCAUUAUUGCUUACGGUGGCCUGCGAGGUGCCAUUGCCUUCUCCCUUGGCUUCCUGUUGGACAAGGAUCACUUUCCCAUGAGAGAGAUGUUCCUUACUGCUAUCAUCACUGUUAUCUUCUUCACCGUCUUUGUUCAGGGUAUGACCAUCAAGCCCCUGGUGGAGCUGUUGGCAGUGAAGAAGAAACAGGAGGCCAAGCGUUCGAUUAAUGAGGAAAUCCACACUCAGUUCCUCGACCACCUGCUGACUGGAAUUGAAGAUAUUUGUGGACACUAUGGACACCACCACUGGAAGGACAAACUGAACCGCUUCAACAAGAAGUACGUGAAGAAGUGCCUGAUUGCUGGCGAACGCUCCAAGGAGCCUCAGCUCAUCGCCUUCUACCACAAGAUGGAAAUGAAACAGGCCAUUGAGCUGGUGGAGAGUGGAGGGGGAGUCAAGCUGCCUUCUGCUAUGCCUUCUACUGUUUCCAUGCAGAACAUCCAGCCCAAGAAACCUCCUCCCGCCAAGCCAGUGGAGAGAGCUCUGCCACAGCUGCCUAAAGGCCGAGAGGAGGAGAUCAGGAAGAUCCUGAGGAAUAACCUUCAGAGGACGCGACAGAGGCUGCGCUCCUACAACAGACACACUCUGGUGGCUGAUCCGUACGAGGACGGCUUCAGUGACUUCCUUCUCAAGAAGCAAAAGAUGAUUGAGCUGGAGAAGAAGAUAAAAGACAUGAAUAACUACCUGACGGUGCCUGCUGCUCCUCCUGACUCCCCGACCAUGCGUAGAGCCAGACUGGCCUCAGACCCCCAAGCCUACAACAUGAAGCCUUCGUCAGACAACAUGCCCACCAUCCAGGUAGACCUGGCAUCUCCUCAGUCUCCAGAUUCUGUCAACCUGAUGGAUGAGUUCAAACAGGCCAGCCAGGAGCAGAAGGAGGAGGACCAGGGCCUGAUGAUGAUGCCUCCCUCUGGGCCGAGGGGGCUGAACAAGCCAGGCGAGCCAGACGAAACCAGAGAACAGCAGAAGCUGAUGAGGUGCUUGAGCGACCCCGGUCCAAGCGCGGACGAGGACGAGGACGAACCCUUCCUGCCUUGACGUGGCGGGCCGGAUGUGGAGGGGUCAGACUUCAUACCAGCCUUCGAUGGUUUGAGGAGUGAGGGCCGCUUCUCUGAUCCGCUCUAAAUAAUCUCUUUGGUUCAGAAACCAAACAAGCCAAACUGCUAUUUGCUGUACAAACCAGUAAGAGAAAACAAAAGGAGAUUGAGAAGG